AUGGCUUUCCAUACCUUUUGGGAGAAUCAAGAUAUCUUUAGGGAGAAUCCAGAUACCUUUAGGGAGAAUCCAGAUACCUUUAGGGAGAAUCCAUAUACCUUUAGGGAGAAUCCAGAUACCUUUAGGGAGAAUCCAUAUACCUUUAGGGAGAAUCCAGAUACUUUAAGGGAGAACCCAGAUACUUUGAGGAAGAAUCCAGAUACUUUUAGGGAGAACCCUGAUACCUUUAGGGAGAAUCCCGAUACCUUUAGGGAGAAUCCCGAUGCCUUUAGGGAGAAUCCAGAUACCUUUAGGGAGAAUCCAGAUAAUAUUAGGGAGAAUCCAGAUACCAUUAGGGAUAAUCCAGAUACCAUUAGGGAGAAUCCAUAUACCUUUAGGGAGAACCCAAAUACCUUUAGGGAGAAUCCAGAUACCAUUAGGGAGAAUCCAGAUACCAUUAGGGAGAAUCCAUAUACCUUUAGGGAGAACCCAAAUACCUUUAGGGAGAAUCCAGAUACCAUUAGGGAGAAUCCAGAUACCUUUAGGGAGAAUCCAGAUACCAUUAGGGAGAAUCCAUAUACCUUUAGGGAGAACCCAAAUACCUUUAGGGAGAAUCCAGAUACCAUUAGGGAGAAUCCAGAUACCAUUAGGGAGAAUCCAGAUACCAUUAGGGAGAAUCCAUAUACCUUUAGGGAGAACCCAAAUACCUUUAGGGAGAAUCCAGAUAUCUUUAUUGAAAAUCCAGUUGACUUUAGGGAGAAUCCAUAUUACUUGAGGGAAAAGACAGUUAUCUGUAUUCUCCCUAAAGAUACCUUUUGGGAGAAUCAAGAUAUCUUUAGGGAGAAUCCAGAUACCUUUAGGGAGAAUCCAGAUACCUUUAGGGAGAAUCCAGAUACUUUAAGGGAGAACCCAGAUACUUUGAGGAAGAAUCCAGAUACUUUUAGGGAGAACCCUGAUACCUUUAGGGAGAAUCCCGAUACCUUUAGGGAGAAUCCCGAUGCCUUUAGGGAGAAUCCAGAUACCUUUAGGGAGAAUCCAGAUAAUAUUAGGGAGAAUCCAGAUACCAUUAGGGAUAAUCCAGAUACCAUUAGGGAGAAUCCAUAUACCUUUAGGGAGAACCCAAAUACCUUUAGGGAGAAUCCAGAUACCAUUAGGGAGAAUCCAGAUACCUUUAGGGAGAAUCCAGAUACCAUUAGGGAGAAUCCAUAUACCUUUAGGGAGAACCCAAAUACCUUUAGGGAGAAUCCAGAUACCAUUAGGGAGAAUCCAGAUACCAUUAGGGAGAAUCCAGAUACCAUUAGGGAGAAUCCAUAUACCUUUAGGGAGAACCCAAAUACCUUUAGGGAGAAUCCAGAUAUCUUUAUUGAAAAUCCAGUUGACUUUAGGGAGAAUCCAUAUUACUUGAGGGAAAAGACAGUGCGAAGAUUAUUUCCAAUCUGA
Lytechinus pictus (painted urchin) is the source of this 1419-nucleotide messenger RNA. RefSeq names its product TRIO and F-actin-binding protein-like. Lineage: Eukaryota; Metazoa; Echinodermata; Echinoidea; Temnopleuroida; Toxopneustidae. The transcript is spliced from 3 exons. The record is from RefSeq and is a predicted model, not a curated record. The coding region runs from base 1 to 1419 and encodes 472 amino acids.